AUGGGAAAGCCUACUCUGUCAAGCGCGCCGCUCGAUGGCGAUGGCGAUGCCGUGUCUUUGCACACUCAGGCAGGCGACCGCUAUCGUGACGCAGAUACACCGGAUCUGUUUCCCGCCGACCAAAGCCAUCACAACCAUGACCUUCCACCAAUGUACGACGAAGCAGCCGAGGCAAGCACAAGCGCCAGUCUGAAUGCCCCUUUACUUUCGGACGCUGCUCUGCCCGGGUAUUCUUCAUCGUCCGACCUGCAGCCAUUCUUCCGCGAUGACCAGGCUGCAUACUACUUAUCGGCUGAGCUCGAUGCUGAUCCAGAGCUCCUGGAGGCACGCGUCCGCCAAUGGGCUGCUAUCCCUCCCCGCCCCUUCGUGCGUGUCUACGGUUACCACCGCGAGCGACGUAGCGGCCGCGACGGGAAGAAGGAGACCAAGAACAUUACCGAUUUUGACGUCAAGGUCGAGCUGACGCCCUAUCUCUUUGCUGACGCAACAAGUCGCCAUGCGUGGUCUGAGCUGCAUACUGUGGAGAAUGGCGACAAAGCUAAGCGUGGUUCUAUAUUCUCACGUCGCGCGCCCAAAUCAAAGGGCAACAUCGAGCUCGGGGCGGUUGACAAGCCGAAUCUGACGCAGUGGUGCCACCUGUAUGUCGCCUCGCAUUCGGGGCUCAAGUCAUUUGCGCUGAGGCGAAGGGUGGAGGGUUUCGAUCAGGUUCGUGUCAGGGAGCAGCUUGAGGCUCUGGUGCGGAGGAUGAACUACAGAGGACACCUCCAGGUUUCGUUCCCCAUGCAGGAUCACAUUGUCGAGGUUUGGAACGAAUGCCGGACAAACCAGUGGAGGCUGACCAGGUGGAUCUACGUCAUGUUCUGUGUUAGUAUGCUAUGGUUGCUGUCGUGGCCCUAUCUGUUCUUGCGGACCAAGAGAUUCGAGACUGUCAGCUCGGAGUGGCAUUUUUCCCGGAUAGACUCCGAAGGCCGGAAGAGAUAUGUUUCGCUCACUGAGGAUCAGUGGUACAAUAUGUGGGGGAGACCUAUCGCAAAGGCGGUCCUCUCAAAAAGGCAGGGCGUUCUAGAUCAGCAGGACUUGAUUGCGGCGGACGAUAUAGACCCUGCGUUCAACACUGGCCAUGUGACGGUCGACGGCGCCUUGGGGUUCUUCAGGGCCGGUGUCAACGCAAUGAACGAGGUCAACCGGCACCUGGGUUGGGGCGAGGACCAAUUUUAG
Molecule: messenger RNA, 1218 nt
Organism: Diaporthe amygdali
Lineage: Eukaryota; Fungi; Ascomycota; Sordariomycetes; Diaporthales; Diaporthaceae
Exons: 1
Coding region: 1-1218 (405 amino acids)
Source: RefSeq, a predicted model, not a curated record